This is a messenger RNA of Peromyscus californicus insignis, 6015 nucleotides long. It is a transcript of the gene She, whose product is annotated as Src homology 2 domain containing E. Bases 350 to 1840 code for a protein of 496 amino acids. Gene Ontology annotation, molecular function: phosphotyrosine residue binding. The record is from RefSeq and is a predicted model, not a curated record. The transcript is spliced from 6 exons. NCBI's taxonomy places the organism in Eukaryota, Metazoa, Chordata, Mammalia, Rodentia, Cricetidae.
CGGGGCGAGGCCGGCGUGCACGCGGGGGGUCCCCCGACGCCCCCGAGGGAGGGGUGCGUCCGUCCGUCCGUGCGUCCGUCCUGUGCGUCCCCCGUGAGGCGGGCGCCCGGGCACUGCAGCCGCUGUCGUCCCUGCGAGGGUGGGCAGGGCUGCCUGCCGGGGGCUUCCGUGGGCUCGGCCUCGCCCACCUCUGGAGGAAAAGCAGGGGAAGCCCCGGCGCCCGGCGGCCGCUGGCGGUGGAGCGCAGAGGACACGGCGCCGCAAGAGCCCGCGCCCGCCCGUCCAGCUUCGGGCCAGGGUCCCACCCUGCCCGGCGCGCGCCUCUGCCUCCAGCGCCCAGCCCCGGGGAAUGCGGCGGCCCCCGGCUCCUGGCGCCACUCGGUGUCUCGGCUGGGUCUCCUCGCUCGUCUCUUCCGCGGCCCCGACGCUCCCGGGCCCCCUGAUGGCGGCCAAGUGGUUCAAGGAGUUCCCGCUGACCCUGAAGACGGCGUCGGAGCGCGCCCGGCCCGGGGGCGCCGGCGGCAAGCCGCGCAAGAACUCGGAGACGGGCGGCUCGGCGGCCACCCCGGGCAAGGGCCGGAAGAACUCGGCGGCCGAGCUGGGGGGCAGCAGGGCCGGCGGCGGACCCCCCAAAGACAGCCGACUGUCACGGGACAGCCUGCAGGGUCUGAUCCAGGCCGCGGCCGGCAAGGGUCGGAAGAACUCCCGGGUCACCGCCACCGCCCCCGCUGCCGCCACUGAGGAGGAGCCCCACCGGGGUGCGGUGGCCAAGAGCGCGGGCUGCAGCACCUACAUCAGCAGGCUCAUCAAGGUGGACACGCAGGAGAAGAACGGCAAGGGUGGCUACCCGGGUGGCGGCAGCUCCAGCAGCUCCAGCAGCUCCUCUUCCUCUGCGUCCUCUUCACCUUCCUCCCUGGGCCCCGAGCUGGACAAGGCCAAGAUAACGAAACAAGACACGGUUAUCAUUUUAGAAGACUAUGCUGACCCGUAUGAUGCCAAACGGACGAAAGGUCAAAGAGACGCAGAGAGAGUGGGAGAAAAUGACGGCUACAUGGAACCCUACGACGCCCAGCAGAUGAUAACAGAAAUCAGACGUCGUGGUUCCAAAGACCCCCUGGUGAAGGCUCUCCAGCUGCUCGACGGCCCGUGUGAGCCAGGGGAGAGCAUGAAGGUGGAGGCCACAGCCAAGAGACGCAGCUCCAAGGACCUGUUGGGGAAGCCACCACAACUCUAUGACACCCCCUACGAGCCCUCGGAGGGUGGCCAACGGGUGGCAGAGGUGAAGGCCCGGCCAGCAGACGGCAGACUGCCAGAGGAGGAUGAUCGACCUGCCGCUGAGUAUGAGCAGCCCUGGGAAUGGAAGAGGGAGCAGAUCGCACGGGCCCUGUCAGUCCAGUUUGAGGGAUCCGAUCGACCUCCCAGCAAAGAGGAGACUGGCAGAGCGGCACACCACUGGCAGAAGACCUUGAAGCCAACCCUGUCAGACCACAGUGACAGGGAGAAGGUGGACCCGGGCCUGGCCCUGGAGAAGCAGCCUUGGUAUCAUGGCACCAUUACCCGAGCUGAGGCCGAGAGCCGACUCCAGCCCUGCAAAGAGGCUGGUUACCUGGUCCGAAACAGUGAGUCAGGCAACAGCAGGUACUCCAUCGCACUGAAGACUAGUCAAGGGUGUGUCCACAUCAUAGUCGCUCAGACAAAAGACAACAGAUACACACUGGAUCAGACGAGCGCCGUGUUUGACAGCAUCCCUGAAGUGGUACACUAUUAUUCCAGCGCAAAGUUGCCCUUCAAAGGGGCAGAGCACAUGACCCUACUCCACCCUGUGCACAAGCUUCACUAAACUUUAGCCAGCCAGAGCCCAGGCACCUUCGAGGGCGUUGGCACCCACCAGCAACACGUGGACAGGACUCUGCUGCUGCAGACCGGGAGUCGGGCGUCUAGAAGUCAAGCAGUCUUUGGUCCUAAAUCCAGGACACGUGGUCUGACCUGUUCUUUCUCUUCCUGCCAAGUAGCUACACUCUAAGAAAGUAUCGCUUGCCUGUUGCCUUCGCCCAUCGAAGCAGGAGGUCUGUCUGGGGUAGAUCUAAAGUUCAGGAGCACUGACUUGUCCCUCAGUGCUGUUCUCUGGAGUGCCUGGCCCCUGAGCAUCUGAAAACCCCUCGGCCUUUGCUGGUGGCCACGUGGACUGGAAGAUCCUGCAGUGAGCCCCUCGUGGGAAGGUGAAUGGACAGUGGGAAACGGAACAAUGGGCAGGAAAGCUGUCUUUCUCCAUGUUCUGAUGCAGCUGUGGCCUUCACACACAUUCACAACUUAAGGACUGUGCAGAGGAUUAUUUGGCUGGUUGGCCUUCCUAAGAAAAGUAUUUGCUUUCUCGGUCUCUCUGGAUAUCCGCUUCCAGCAAAUCAGUAAUACAAGCAAUAAUUAGAUGGAAGAUCCCAGAUUAAAGUGUUACCAAUAUAAUCGAGUAAUGACAUCCUUUGUGAAAUUCUGGUUAUUAUUAAGUGUACUCCAAAGAUUUGGUUUCCGGUUUAAAAAAAAAAACUGUACAGAGCUCAACAACCAUUUUGUUAUUGGAUGAUUACAUAAUUCAGACAUCUUUUGUUUUCUCUUUGUGGAUUUUAGUUGCACAGAAUCAUCUUUAAGUUUUCUUUCUAAAAUUAGAUUUGCUCUGUAUUUUUAGUAAAUUUUUUACAAGAAAAUUGGGAUCCAGUUGUAGGAACCAAGUCACUGGUGGGAAGAUUUCCCCAUAUGUGCAGAACAAACCAAUUUGUGCCUACAGAAACAUUUUGAAAGGACUGAAGUCAUCUCUGCUGCUCUCUAAGACACUCCAUCAUUGUAUUUUUAUCCUUGUGAUUUCUCUAUUGUGGAAAAUCCCAUCGGAGUGGCAUGCCAUGAGCCGGCGCUGUGGGGAAUGGGCCGGACCAGAACUGGAUGGACGUUUCUUGCUCAGGUUUGUAAAAUGGGUCUCAGGACUGUUCCCAAGGCAAUGCACUGACCACCCUCGGUGGAAAGUGAACCUUUGUAGCUUCUUUCAGAUGCACAAGAAGUAUUAACCUGGUCAGACUUCUUAGGAAAACACCCGUCACUUGGCUGUCGUGACUGAAACAUAGGAAGACUUUUGCUCCUGGUUCAGUGAAAAUGUUAGCCAAAAGGUUGUGUGAUUCUCUUUUUGUUUUAAAAAGUUGAAGGGAUUUUCUCAAUGGAGCACCGUGAUCUUCACAAAGGCUGUUCUCACAUUACUGGCGAUUGCUUGUAGUGCAGGGGUGUUCAUUUUAAAUGUUCAGUAGCUAGAGUUCCAAUUCCAUUCAGCAGAUGUUUAUUAUCAUUUAUUAUCUUGUAUGUGUGUAUUGUUCACUGUGUUAAACCUAUUUUUAGCUCAUCAUUCUAGCCACAGAGACUUAUUUUUUGCUUAGCUUUCCUUAGUCUUCAAAGGAAAUCGAGCUGUCGUCUUUAAUGAAUGGUAAGAGCAUUAUAAAGUGUUGCUGUGUGUGGAAGGAUUUGGGGUCCACCACCCAGCGACUCUGAUGAAUGCCGGCCUGGCGCGGCAGUGUCUCCUGGGCUCUGCCGCACGCCCAGGUGUUCACCCUCCCUUACGUGUUUGGAAGCUGGGGGGAGACAGGUUUAUAUAUAGUCCAGUCUUCACAGUAGGGGAGAGGGGGGCUGUCCAAAGCAAAAAUAUCGUCGGUUAGGGGGAAGGCCAGUGAGGGAGUGGGUUAAAGCUGCUAUUUUCUUCUUCGGCUGUGACACAAGCUGACGGAAGCCAGGGAGCUCACAGCUGGGCGGGUGGCAGAGAGAACCCUAGGUUCUAAAAACAAUUAGACCCAGCGGGUGUCCUAACCGCUCACACGGGAGCCUGGCCCAGUUGCUCUGGAGCCCUGAGGCUUGUCCUCUGAGCUCCACACACUUGGGCCUCCUUCCUUUCCCCCUGAUAAAGUAUCUCCCUGUCAUCUUCAUUCCUGUGAGCUGAUCGAGUCUCCCAGAAAUUUUUUUCUAGAAAGAUUGUCUUUUGGUAAACCCUCAGGAUGCCUUGAAGUAAACAUCUGUAGAGCUGUCCGCUGUUUCUCCUUUAAAAGAACGUACUUGUAAAAAGCUGCUCUGUUCCUUAGAGAGGGGCCCCUGAGAACAGAGGGCCCCAUGUAAUCCAGCUAGCUACCCAGGAGCUGGAGGCAAGAGUUCAAAACCAGCCUGGGCCACAGAGUGAGAGGGUCUCCAGAAAGAAAACAGAAAGGCAAAUGGCAUUUCUAUUUCCAGUGGUUUCUGUCGGGCUAUAUUUUAACCACUGGGUCUGCGUAUUUACGUAGGAAUUGGUGCAGGCCAGGAGGACGCUGAAGAGGCAGAGGUGGGUGGCUACACUUCAGGGCUGGAGAAAUGGCUCAGAGCCUGAAAGCGUCUGCUGCCUUUUGCCGAGGCCCCUUGUUCAGUUCCCAGCACACUCGUGCUGCCCGGUUCCAGGGGAUCUGAUGCCCUCUUCUGGCCUCUGAGGGCACCAAGCACGCACAUGGUGCACAGACAUAUAUACAAGUAAAACACUUAUGCACAUAAACUCUUUUUUUUUUUUUUUUUUUUUUUUGGGGUUUUCGAGACAGGGUUUCUCUGUGUAGCUUUGCGCCUUUCCUGGAUCUCGCUCUGUAGACCAGGUUGGCCUCGAACUCACAGAGAUCCGCCUGCCUCUGCCUCCCGAGUGCUGGGAUUAAAGGCGUGCACCACCACCGCCCGGCUAAACUCUUUUUAAAAACUUGAAAAAUAGGAAUAAAACAAUGGGAGAACUUUAGUGUGUAUUCACAAAGGCCAGUGAUGAUAAAUGCACAAGUGUCCUUUCAGGUUAUUCAGAGUGCUUUAAUAGGCACCUGUAAGAACAGCCUUUACUCUGGGCCGUUUAAAGUCUGUUCUGCUGUAUUGGACUUUGGUGGCUGGCCUCUGCACACGGAGGGGAGCUGGGGCCCAGAGCCUGUUAGAGAAAGCGGCCUGUUCUCAAGACAGACCCUACUGUAAUAGCCCUUGCUUGUUAUUUGGAUUAUUCACCAGUGUUAACCACUCAGCAACUAGCCUUUGCUGUUGGAUAGAUCUGAACAUUUAAUUCAGAGGAAGAACUGUGAGACCUUCUUUAGUUGCUUGUUAAAUGAGUCUGUCCCUUCUGCUAACAUGCUCUUUUCAGUCACAAGCUAAGGCCUUAUUUUUCCUUACCACUGUCAAGAAGAAACCAGCGCGUUCUAGAUUUUCAUGUCUCCUGGACGUGCUUUUGAUACUUAGGACUUCACUGAUCCCUUCCCUGGAGCCCACAUCCGCUGUUCAUCUUUCUAUCUUCUACAGCCAGCACCGAUUUAACCUUACACCCCUUAGAACGCCCUCUUCUUUAUUCUCCUGGCCGCUUCUUACAUCCCACUAACCUGGCCUUGGAGAAACCUGACCCGAGGUGUGUGAGCCUUCCCCGCAAUUUAACCUCACUUCUUGGCGGAACCUUUGUGAUGAAAGGUGGUGUGCUACUGCCAUCUACUGGAGGAAGAGAAAACUGCAGGUGAGGAAUCAGCUGUGGCAUUUCAGGGUGGUUUGGCUAAAGGAUUUCUGAUAUAGUUCAUAAAUCAAAAUAAAUGCCCACACGGCGAUUGCCGUCUUGAAAUAUGCCCUUUCCUACGGAAAGGGUGGUUUGACUCCUAGUAUAACAAUCGCCCAUGAGGACCCUGGACCCGGGCUGCGUCAUGUAGUUCACAAUCUUAUUUCUGUUUUUGAAGACUACGCUGUCAACGGAUCAUUGAGACGGGCUUCGUUAUGUCAAGUUCUUAGCUGUUCCAUAUGUUGUCAGGAGGGUUUGACAUUUUAAAUAUCAAUUAAUACAUUGUUUUAACUUUCUAAAAUAUUUAAGAGACUGUAAAGCAGGUGACUUGGCAAUCCGUAUUGUAUUGGAAUCUUAUAAAUUGCUGGCUCUCUUGCAUGGGCCAGUGUAGCUGCGUGCCUUCCAGAAGAUGGCUUAACUCUGAAUGUUACUUUCAAUAAAUGCUUUGCCAGGAAAAACCGUCA